AUUAAAAAAAAUAAAAUUGCUUGGGUGGAAUAAAACUAUAUAAAUAGUGCAGACAAUGACAAAUAAUUAUUUCAACUUUUAUUCGAAUUGAAAAAAAAAAUAAAUUAAAAUGAGUCGAAUUCUAUUUAUUUGUUUAUCUUUAUUGAUUUUUGGAUCGGUCACAAACGCAGUUUAUGAUUGUACUAAAGAUGGAAUUGGAGAAUUGAACGAUGUUGUAGUGGAAGGUUGUGAUGAAGAUCAAGAUCAAUGUGAAGUAGAACUUGGACAAGAUGUCAACAUUAGCAUAACUUUCACAACAAAGGCAUUGAUCAAAACUGCAUGUGCAAAAGUUGAAGCAAAUGUGAUGGGAUUGAAGGUUGAUGUUAAAAAAGAACCAGAAAAAAUUUGUGAAAAUGAAAAUUCUGGAGUCAAAUGUCCAUUAAACCAAGGUCUUAUUUUCACAUACAAAGGUACUGCAAAGGUACCAAACCUCGAACUUUUGAAGACGGUCGGAGAAGCUGAUGUUUAUUGGCGAUUAAUGAGAGAAGAUGAAAAAAGUGAAGAAAGAAAACGUCGUGAAGCUGGAACACCACCAACAACAGAAAUAGUUUGCGUUCAAAUUCCAGUAAAAAUUAAAAAAUAAAGAGACAAAAAAUAAAUUAAAACCAAAGAAAGUUUUUUGAUGAAAUAUAAAUAUUAAAAAAUUUAUAUAUUAAACAUAAUAUAUCUUUUACAAAAUUAAAUAUAAUCAAUCAAUUGACAAAUGUAUUUUGCUUCUCAAAAUAAUCAUUAUAACCAGCAGUCUUUCUGUAAAAAAAAAAAUAAAUUAUUAAAACAAAU
This is a messenger RNA of Aphidius gifuensis, 819 nucleotides long. RefSeq names its product NPC intracellular cholesterol transporter 2 homolog a-like. NCBI's taxonomy places the organism in Eukaryota, Metazoa, Arthropoda, Insecta, Hymenoptera, Braconidae. The transcript is spliced from 4 exons. The record is from RefSeq and is a predicted model, not a curated record. The coding region runs from base 110 to 622 and encodes 170 amino acids.